AAUCCACGCACCGGAGGGAGGCGGAUAACGACUCGCUUUCUUCGGCCACCGUUCCAGCCCAUGGCCUUCGCUUCCGCGAUCCACCACCGCCCGUGUGUUCGAGCCCCUCUCAUGUUCGAUCCCGGGCGGCUUGGGGGCUCUUCUGUUUCCUCCCUCCGCCGCCAUGCCCUCGCCGCCGCCCCUCGCGAUCCAGCUAGGAGUUGUCGCUUCUGCAGGCUUUCAAUUGGCAUUCCGUGGGCGAAAGGGACCGACCAAGAAGACAUCUCGGUUGCGGAGGAUAAGGAGAAGAACAAUUCUUCAUCACAUGAUGAGGUAAACAUUAUUGGGGUGGCUAUUCGAGAUCCUGUUUCAUGUGGUACAGAAAGCACAUUGGCAGACAAAUCCUCUUCUAUGAAAACAGUUGCAUUAUGGGUGUUUGCUGCUUCGGCUUUUGGAAUUUGCUUGGGUUUUAAGGAUGGCAUUGAAAAGGCAUCUGAAUUUUUUGCAGGCUAUAUUCUGGAACAGAGUCUUUCAGUCGACAAUCUCUUUGUCUUUGUUUUAAUUUUCAGUUAUUUCAAAGUUCCUGUGAAGUGUCAGAGUCAAGUGCUUUCAUAUGGUAUUGCUGGUGCAAUCAUUUUCCGUGCAGUAGUAAUCCUACUUGGGACUGCAACAAUUCAGAGAUUUGAGUUAGUUAAUGUUCUACUGGCCUUGAUCCUUCUAUUUUCAUCAUACAAGUUGUUUUCUGCUGAAGAAGAGGAGGCUGAUCUGGCUGAUAACUUCAUUGUAAAAACAUGCCAAAAGUUUAUCCCUGUUACAGAUUAUUACGAUGGGGGUAGAUUCUUCACAAUUAAAGAUGGCGUGAGGAAAGCUACACCAUUACUACUCGCUCUUGCAGUUGUGGAGCUGAGUGAUAUUGCAUUUGCUGUGGAUUCAAUACCAGCAGUUUUUGGUGUUACAAGGGAUCCUUUCAUUGUCUUCUCGUCAAACCUAUUUGCUAUAUGCGGUCUAAGGUCACUGUACGUGCUCAUUUCGGAAAGCAUGUCUGAGAUGGAGUAUUUACAGCCUGCUAUUGGUGUUGUCUUGGGCUUCAUCGGAACAAAAAUGCUGUUUGACUUUUUUGGGUAUCAUGUAUCGACUGAGGCUUCCUUAUGUUUUGUCGCGAUAACUCUUGGUACCGGAGUCUUGUUGAGCCUAAGAAAAAACCAGAGCGAUUGAGCUAAAGACACCAGAGCAGCAGCAUAUAGUUCUCUGGAUGAAGAACUCAAAGAAUUGUGCAAUGGAUUCUCAAGACAAUCGAGCAGCUUAUAGAAGUAAAGCAAUGAGGCAAUGCCAUUUCAAAGCUGGGCUGUUCAUUACUUUUAGUCAUCCUUUAAGAUUAUACGAGUCCACCUGGGCAAAAAUAAUUAGUUCUGUUGUAAAAUUAUCGUGCAGAAAAUUUAUUGUAUUAGUUUUUAGAUAA
Messenger RNA from Zingiber officinale, 1438 nucleotides. RefSeq names its product thylakoid membrane protein TERC, chloroplastic-like. The record is from RefSeq and is a predicted model, not a curated record. Bases 61 to 1194 code for a protein of 377 amino acids. Gene Ontology annotation, cellular component: membrane. NCBI's taxonomy places the organism in Eukaryota, Viridiplantae, Streptophyta, Magnoliopsida, Zingiberales, Zingiberaceae. The transcript is spliced from 14 exons.